Oncorhynchus masou masou (cherry salmon) is the source of this 1566-nucleotide messenger RNA. Its product is annotated as tetratricopeptide repeat protein 39B-like. Lineage: Eukaryota; Metazoa; Chordata; Actinopteri; Salmoniformes; Salmonidae. The transcript is spliced from 14 exons. The coding region runs from base 2 to 1351 and encodes 449 amino acids. Gene Ontology annotation, molecular function: protein binding. The record is from RefSeq and is a predicted model, not a curated record.
GAUGCAUGCAGAGAUCUGCUAUGCUGAGUGCCUACUGCAAAAAGCCACGCUCACCUUUGUACAGGAUGAAAACAUGAUCAGCUUUAUCAAAGGAGGGAUCAAAAUACGCACAAGUUUUCAGAUUUACAAGGAAUGUCAGAAUAUUCUGAAUGUGACUCAGGACCAUAGCAGUGAAUCAUUCAGGCAGUUCGAAGGAGGAGUGAGACUGGGUAUCGGAUCCUUCAACCUGAUGCUGUCCCUCCUUCCUCAGAGGAUCCUCAGGUUGCUGGAAGUCAUCGGCUUCUCUGGCAACAGAGACUUUGGUCUGUCUCAGCUGAGAGAAGGAGCAGCUAGCCACGGUCUCAGAGCUGUCCUCAGUGUGUUAACGUUGCUGCUGUACCAUACCUACGUUACACUCAUACUGGGUACUGGAGAAGGAAACCUUGUAGAGGCAGAAGCCUUACUGGGACCUUACCUUGAGAAGUUCCCUAAUGGUUCUAUCAUUCUGUUUUAUUCUGCUCGGAUUGCUGUGCUCAGAGGAAACUUCGAGAAGGCCCAGUUAAAGUUUGAGGAGUGUAUCUUAGCCCAGUCUCAGUGGAGACAGAUUCACCACCUGUGUUACUGGGAGUUAAUGUGGAGUCACACCUUCACUCAGGACUGGCUGCAGGCAUACAGAUACGCUGACCUGCUCUGUAAGGAGAGUCGCUGGUCCAAGGCCAUAUAUGUCUACCAGAAGGCUGCUAUCCUCUCCAUGUUGCCUGAAGAGGAGCUCAAGAAGACUGGAGAGAACGUGGUCGAGCUGUUCAGGCAGGUAGAGGGGCUGAAGCAGAGACUAGCAGGGAAGUCCAUACCUACUGAGAAGUUUGCAGUGAGGAAAUCACGAAGAUACAACGCCAGAAACCCUGUUAAACUGGUGGUCCCAGCACUGGAGAUGAUGUACGUAUGGAAUGGUUUCACCAUUGUAGGGAAGAGAGCAGACACCACAGAGAGUCUCCUCAUCACCAUAGAGAAGACAGAGGAGGAGCUACGCAACGACCCCAGUCCGUCAGAGUACCACCCUGAUGACCAGUGUCUGGUUCAGAUGUUAAAAGGCCUCUGUCUUAAACACCUGGGAAGACUACUGCAGGCCGAGCUAUGCUUCACACAGGUUCUGUCCAGUGAGCGGAGAAUCAGAUUUGACCACUACCUGAUCCCCUUCACCCUGUAUGAGUUGGGUCUACUCUACAAACAACAGGGGGACUUCAUCAAGGCCACACGAUACAUAGAGAACGCCAAGUUGAACUACAAGGACUACUCCAUGGAGUCCAGGCUUCACUUCCGGAUCCACGCAGCUCUCAACAGUCUCAAGGGAUCGCCUGUCAGCACACCAUAACUACAGCCCAACUACAAUCAGACUACAACCGAUUUUACACCAAAACUACAAUCGAUUUGACACCAAAACUACAGCCCAACUACAAUCAGACUACAACCGAUUUUACACCAUAACUACAGCCCAACUACAAUCAGACUACAACCGAUUUUACACCAAAACUACAAUCGAUUUGACACCAAAACUACAAUCAGACUACAACCGAUUUUACACCAAAA